This is a messenger RNA of Sphenostylis stenocarpa, 1356 nucleotides long. Lineage: Eukaryota; Viridiplantae; Streptophyta; Magnoliopsida; Fabales; Fabaceae. The record is from the annotation of a GenBank genome assembly.
AUGGAGGAGCUUCCGGCGUCCCUGUUGGUGGAAAUUGUGAGUCGUUUAACGUACACGACGGAUGUUGCGCGGUGCAGGGCGGUGUCGAAGGGCCUAAACUCGGCGUCGUACGAGGUGCGGUGGUUGAACGUGGUGUGUUCCAUGUCGCGCUACCUCAAGUCCCGUUCGCCGGAGACCAAACACCUAGUCACCCCGUUCAAGGACGUCUUCACUGACCUCGUUCGCCGCUCGACUUCCACCCUCGACUCCGUCUCGCUUGGCGUCGACCGCGCCCUCGGCGGCGUCUCCUUCGACGACGUCGAGGAUGAGGCCGACGAUCUCUACCUCACCGACAUGAGCUUCAUCAAAGAGUGGCUUCCCUCCGUUUCCCACACCCUCAAAUCUUUCUCCAUCUCCGAUUUCUGGCUCCAGUCUUGUUGGCGCCGAUCCGAAGCCUUAUCCCUCAUCUCUUCCACGUGUGAUAAUCUUGUGAAAUUGGUUGUGAGGAAUGCGUGGUUAUCCGUGGAUGGUUUGUGUUUGAUGCCAACGUUGAGAUAUUUGACCCUUGAGUUUGUAAGACUGGAUGAUGAGGAUUUAAGCAGGAUCAAUGCUUGUUUCCCUAAUUUGACUCAACUCAAUCUUAUUGGCGUUGGUGGGCUUAAGGAGCCCAAGAUUAAUCUCUUACACCUUACCACUUGUAAAUGGUCGGUCUCAAAUGCUCCACUUUCUUUGAUCAUAUGUGCACCUAGCCUUGUUGAUUUUAAUCUCAGAUGCAUCAAACCUAGGUUGGUUGUCCUCGAAGCCCCUUCCUUGUCCAAUUUUAAUCUCUCACUCGAGAAUACUGAUGAACUCAGGUUGAAAAAUUGUGCUAAUAUACAAUGCCUUCAGCUUAGUGUAGAAUGCCUCUCUCUUGGUUUUUUGUUUAGCAUGUUUCGUCACUGCAGCACGGUGAAGAGACUUACCUUGGAUUUGGUGGGAAGAACAGAACAGGUUGAUGUGGCAGAGUUUGGGAUUGAUACUUUGUUGGAUUGUUUUCCGAACAUAACAUGUCUUAAUUUAGGUCCUAGAGCCUGGCAUGUGAUGGAGAAUUCUUUUAGAAGGGGAGGUUUGGAAGAUGGGAUUGGCAUGAAGAUGAUAAAGCAACUUAUUGCACAUCUAGUGGUCCAUGAAAUGGGGGUUACCCUUGCAUUUAUUUCCUCUGUUUUGAAUAAAAGCACCGAAUUAUCUGAUGUUUCGCUUCUUAUCCAUCGUGAUGUUGAUUCAUAUGUUGCUGGCAGCCUGAUCUCUUCAUGCAGAAGCAAAUUCCCAAGAGUUAGAUGGAGAUGGGGAAUUUGGAAAGAAGGAAUCAAGGAUACUUGGGUCUCUGAUGGCAUCUAG